AUGGCAGAGGAACAAAAAUAAACAGAUUUUGAAAGAGAUUAAAAAGAAAUUAGGUCUUUAAUAUGGCAAAAUAAAAUCCCUGUUAAAAUUAAAUUAGACCCAGAACAAAAUAGCAAUAAUGAGGAACCAUUUCCUCUUUAUAUGUUCUUUUAAAGAGUUCACCUACCAGUAUUUUAUUAUGAAUAAAUUCAUGAGUACUUUGAAAAAUUUGCUCCUGUUCCAAGAAAUUAGGAUGAUAUAUGGUUAGAAUGGAAUAAUAAACCAAUUGCUUGGAAUUUACCCUUUGGAGUGACUUUUGAUUUAAAUUAUUAGGACCCAUCUAUGAAAGGAGAAUUAGGUGAUGAUGAUAGUUUUGAUUUAGGAAUUUAAGAAAUUCCUCCACCAUUUAUUCCUUAAAAUAUAAUCUUGCAUUAUGGUCCUUGCACUAUUUCUAAUGACUAUACUCCUAUUCCAAGCAUCCCUGGCAAAACCGUAUUAGAUAUAGCAAAAAAAAGUUUUAGGUUUGCCCUUAAAGAAUCACUUCAUAUUAGAUUUGAUAGCGAUACUAUUCUUAUGUAAAUGGAAGCAGAAAAAUAAAACGAAUUAUGGGAAUCUUAUAAAAACCUCAACCAAAACACCUUUUUUAGCAUUUUAGAUUAGAUAUUUUAGUUGAAAAAUCAUUUGUAAAAUAACAAAGCAAUUAAAUUGCCUGUAAGAGUGUAUAUAGAAGGUUAUAUAGGUCGUAUAUAACUCUCUCAUCAAAUAGAUUCUGAAAAUGAUACUUUAGGCGAUUUUCUAACAAAAUAUUUCCCUAAAAUUUUAAAAUAAACAGAUACUGCCUUUGAAAUAAUUAAUGAUAAUUACAAAAACUUCAAAGUAAUAUGCAAUGGAAUUGUUUGUAACUUAAACAUGCCUUUACUUUACUUUUACAAAUAUUUCUCUCAUUAUGAUGGCUUCACUUAUCUAUGUAUAUAAAAAUGA
Tetrahymena thermophila SB210 is the source of this 960-nucleotide messenger RNA. Its product is annotated as autophagy protein Apg5. The transcript has a single exon. Gene Ontology annotation, cellular component: phagophore assembly site membrane; Atg12-Atg5-Atg16 complex; cytoplasm. The record is from RefSeq and is a predicted model, not a curated record. NCBI's taxonomy places the organism in Eukaryota, Ciliophora, Oligohymenophorea, Hymenostomatida, Tetrahymenidae. Gene Ontology annotation, biological process: C-terminal protein lipidation; autophagy of mitochondrion; cellular response to nitrogen starvation.